Lecanosticta acicola is the source of this 1206-nucleotide messenger RNA. Lineage: Eukaryota; Fungi; Ascomycota; Dothideomycetes; Mycosphaerellales; Mycosphaerellaceae. The record is from the annotation of a GenBank genome assembly.
AUGGUAGACUCUCGCGCCUCGCGUCCCAUGGAGGACUUCUUCCUCAUUCCCACCGUCAAUCUUUCCCACCUCACGCCUGACAACAUGUCGCUCGACUGCCCAAGCCCCCUCGGCCAACAACGCGACUACUUCACGCACCACUCCACACUCGCCGCCCCAUCCAAGUCGACGCCCUCAGUUGCAGACCUCAACCGCAAGUCCACCAUGUGGUCCAAUGGCUACGCCUCCGAUGAAGAAGUCGCCUCGCCAAUCGACGACGACAUGAGCAUCCGCUCCGGCAGCUCGGUCAGCAUCGGCAGUAUCAUCUCAUUGCACGACCAACCCUCCGACAGUUGCAACAAGAUCGAGCAGCGUUGCAACCACGCACAGGCCGUCAGAAUUCAGACCGUCGGCAAGCCCAAGGUCGUCGAACUGCCCAAGCUCGACCUUUCUUACCGACGCCGUCCGGUCCGUCCAGCAACUGUCUACGUCCAUCGAUCCAGUCGUCCCGUGAGCGCAAAGCAGCGGGAAUCAUCGGACGACGUUGGAAGCUCGCGUAGCAGUCACGACAGCCAGGACGAUGCCUCCAACGUGUCGAGCCCUCGCUCACCUGCCUCGACUGCCCCAAGCUCAAUCAGCGAAGAGCAGUCGCCUGAGCAGCCGCCGAAGCUUCCAAAACUGCAAUUGAAACGCAACACGACCAUCGGCCGCCGACAUGUCGACCUGCUUGAAGCAGCACGUUCGCCUACCUCCGUGCCGAGUUCUCCCAUGUUUCCUCGAUCUGUGGAUCAGUUUAGACGCCAGAGCACAGCAUUGAGCGAUCGUUGGUGCGCUCCAUCUUCGCCCAAGUCCCCAGCACUUCGCAAGAUGAAUAAGCUCUCGUCCGUAUUCGACUUCAGGACAAGCAAAACCUCCAACCCUAGCUCAGGAGACCUCGAGAGCGUCAAGGAACCGGAACCCUUCUACGUUGCAGCACAACAGACGCCGCAACUGCGACUUCCCCCUCGGCGUACGAGCUUGCAGCCCAAGCUGAUCGCACGUGGAGCGAAUGAGCGCGAGCCUCCCAUCACACUUCCGCCCUUCCCGGAGGCAGCUGACAAGCCCAAGCAACUGGAACUUUCUAGGGCUGACUCUACUCGCUCGAUCAAGCGAAGACCCCUUGCUCGUGGACGAAGCUCUUCGAGUGCGGUUCCUGUGGCAGAGGACUUCACAGGACUCCGCAUUUGA